UUGACAGUGGAGUGGAGUGUACAGGAACAGGAGGAGCACAACACCACCACAGGCCAGACACACCAGAUCUCGUGUGGAGGCAGGCAGAGGCAGACCGAUCCGCGUAGUUGUCGCAGUUUCUCAGCAGCGCAGUUUACUCUACGUUAUUGAAGGUUGAAAAAGCCAAAAUGAAGCUCCUCUUUGUUCUGGCCACAGUGUUGGCCUCGGCUUGUGCCAUCUCAUUCUUUGACUUGGUUAUGGAGGAGUGGGCCACUUACAAGCUGUCUCAUAGCAAGAAAUAUGAUAACGAUGUGGAAGAGAAGUUCCGCAUGAAAAUUUUUAUGGAAAAUAAGCAUAAGAUUGCGAAGCAUAAUGCUAAGUUUGCUCGAGGAGAAGUUGCAUACAAGUUGGGUCUUAACAAGUAUGCCGAUAUGCUCCAUCAUGAGUUUACCCACACCAUGAAUGGUUUCAACCGCUCUGCUCGGCUGGGAAUGGUUCAGGGAGUCCAUGAGAGGAUUGGGGCCACCUUCAUUCGACCAGCCAAUGUUGAGAUUCCCAAGAGUGUUGACUGGAGGGAAAAGGGAGCUGUUACUGACAUCAAGGAUCAGGGUCACUGUGGAUCAUGCUGGUCUUUCAGUGCGACUGGAGCUCUUGAAGGACAGCAUUUCCGUAAAACAGGUACUUUAGUUUCCCUCAGUGAACAGAAUUUGAUUGAUUGUUCGGGCAAAUAUGGGAACCAAGGAUGCAACGGUGGUUUGAUGGACAAUGCUUUUGCUUAUGUUCGUGAUAAUCGUGGUAUUGACACUGAGAACAGCUAUCCUUAUGAUGGAGAUGAUGAGAAGUGCCGUUACAACCCCAAGAAGUCUGGUGCCACUGACACUGGCAUGGUUGAUAUCAAGCCUGAUGAAGAACACUUGAAGGAAGCUGUUGCUACCAUUGGACCUGUUUCAGUUGCUAUUGAUGCCAGCCAUGAGAGCUUCCAAUUCUACAAGGAGGGAGUUUACUAUGAGCCUGAAUGCUCCAGUGAAAACUUGGAUCAUGGAGUUCUGGUUGUUGGGUAUGGAACUGAUGAAGAUGGCAAUGAUUACUGGAUUGUGAAGAAUUCAUGGGGCACUUCUUGGGGACAGGAUGGCUUCAUCAAGAUGGCAAGGAACCGUGACAAUCACUGUGGUAUCGCGGCUUCUGCUAGCUAUCCCCUUGUUUAAGUUGUGUCAUUUGUAUCUUAAGAUUUUGAUCAAAGUGCUGUGAUGAUUUCUGCCAAUGAGGUAGGGACUUGACUUUGGAUAAAUGAUUGUCACUUUCAUCUGUGUGUACCUGAUGUGACAAGUUGAGUUUGUUUUCAUCACUUUGUCAGAAGCAUAUCUUCUGUUAGCUUGAGGAACAAUUUGUCAUAUUUUCUGUGGUUGAAUGCUUUAUUAGCUUUACAUCUCAUUUUUUUAAAUAUUAUGGCAAGUUCUGUGACUUGUAUCUUUUACCCUCUCAUGUGUGAGUGUCUCAGUCAUUAGAUUUUAUGUCUGUAAUUCCAUUCAAUUAAACUCACUUUUUUUAAAAAAAAA
This is a messenger RNA of Frankliniella occidentalis (western flower thrips), 1535 nucleotides long. Its product is annotated as cathepsin L. Gene Ontology annotation, cellular component: lysosome. Gene Ontology annotation, biological process: immune response. Gene Ontology annotation, molecular function: cysteine-type endopeptidase activity. NCBI's taxonomy places the organism in Eukaryota, Metazoa, Arthropoda, Insecta, Thysanoptera, Thripidae. The coding region runs from base 168 to 1184 and encodes 338 amino acids. The transcript is spliced from 7 exons. The record is from RefSeq and is a predicted model, not a curated record.